UGCAAUAAUACGAAGCAGACAUUCUUGACUAAAGAGAAUUGGAGACGCCUUCAACUCAUUCUUUAUUAUAUAUUCAAUCACAGGUGAUCGAAGCCACGGAAAAAGGAGCAAACUGUUGGUAAUGAAAAUGUUUUGGUCAGCUGUUGUCAUUUUUCUGCUCUUGCACAUUAAUGGCCGUCGGUGUUGUUCAGACCAUGAACGAGAUUCCCUUUUGCAGUUCAAGGCAUCUGUUCUUGAUCCCUCCAAUCAACUACUCAACUCAUGGCAUGGUUUCAACUGCUGUGAUUGGAAACGAAUCCAAUGCCAUCCUCACACACAUCAUGUCAUUCGUCUAGAUCUGCAGGGUUCCUAUGGUAAUGCGGAUGUUUAUCUGAGUAAUUUAACUGGGGAUGUUCUUUCCCCGUUGUUUAAUCUGGAACAGUUGGAGCACCUGGAUCUCAGCUUCAAUAACUUUGCUGGAGUAUCCAUCCCUCCUGGAUUGGGCAGACUCAAGAGUUUGCGCUACUUAGACUUAUCAUUCGCUGGGUUUUCUGGAGAUAUUCCCCCAAUGUUGUUGACUGCAUUUCCGAACCUCCAACAUGUUAAUCUGAGAUACAAUCAAUUCAAGGGCGGCAUUCCAUCUCCUGCCGGUAUCCUUCACUACCUCACACGGCUCGAUCUGAGUAGCAAUGCAUUGACUGGUAAUAUACCCCCUUCCAUUGGCCAACUCGUAUCUCUGGAAUCGCUUGAUCUAAGCAGUAACAAAUUAGAAGGUGUCAUCCCUCUCAAUAUUUCCAACCUUUAUAAACUCUCAAGGCUCGCCCUGUCCUCCAACCGGUUAAGUGGGGAUUUUUCAGUGUCUCACCUUGAUAAUCUCAGCCAACUUCGCAGUAUAGACAUUUCCGAAAAUCUUUUAUCUGUAAAGAUCAGUCCAACAUGGAUUCCAAAAUUCUCUUUGCAAACUCUGGGAUUAAGCUCAUGUAACAUGGAAGGCGAGUUUCCAACAUUCCUAAUUACACAAUAUGAGAUUACCAGUAUGUAUUUGUCCAACUGCAGUCUUGCAGGAAACAUUCCACAGUGGAUAUGGGGUGCCAAUUAUCUUUGGUUUCUCAAUCUUUCCAACAAUCACUUUGCAGGAGUUCUACCUCAUUCGUUGACGGGAAGUUUUUUGUUUAUGCUGGAUUUGCAUAGCAAUAAUUUACAAGGUCAGCUUCCGCUUUUUAAUGAUCAGCUGCAGCUGUUGGACGUGUCAGACAAUCAACUGGGUGGAUCCAUUCCAGCAGAAAUUGGUGAAUAUCCUCAACUUGUAUAUCUGUCUCUCGCUCGAAAUCAUCUCAGCGGUAGCAUUCCACCUUCUAUAUUAUGCAGAAUACGAAUUGUGGAUCUCUCAAAUAACAAGCUUACAGGUAAGAUUCCUGCCUGUUUUAAAAAUAGCUCUGUUAUCGAGAUGUUGAACUUAGAGAACAAUUAUUUGGAGGGCGAGUUGCCACAGCAGUUUGCAGAAAUGCUUUCUCUUCAGACAUUAAAAUUAGGUGGAAAUCGACUGAAUUCGUAUAUCCCAACCUCUCUUGCAAACUGUAAGCAGUUGGAGAUACUAGAUUUGAACAACAACAAAAUGAGAGGGAUCAUUCCAAAUUGGAUAGGGCAGCUAUCAAGUCUUAAGAUUCUGAUCUUGAGAUCAAAUAGAUUUGAAGGGUUAAUACCUUCAGAACUCACAACAUUGCCACUUCUUCAAAUCUUGGAUCUUUCAUCCAACAGAUUUUCAGGAAUUAUUCCAGCCAAUCUCUCAUCUUUGCAGGCUUUGAAAGAUCAAACAGUCGCUGCCGAAAUCUUUCUUAGUGGAGAUAUUGGCACUCUUAAACUCUAUGUAGAUCGAGUGACAAUCAAUAACAAAGGACAGUGGAUGGAGUUUGUAAGAUCAUUGGCACUGGUAAAAUGUAUUGAUUUAUCAAGCAACAAUUUAUCAGGUGGAAUUCCUCCAAACAUGGGAUCACUAGAGGGUUUGAUUAUUCUUAAUAUUUCAAGAAACCAUUUUAAGGGUGAAAUACCGAAGACUUUGGGGAAAAUGAUACAGCUGCAGUCCCUUGAUCUCUCACACAACCAACUCUCUGGAAUGAUUCCUUCCGAGCUGCAAUUGCUUACAUUCUUGGGUUACUUGGACUUGUCCCACAAUAAUCUUUCUGGAAGGAUACCACAAGGGGGGCAACUCUUAACAUUUGAUACAUUGUCCUUUUCAAACAAUUCAGACUUAUGCGGCCUCCAACUCAAUACAACCUGUUGUGGCAUUCACAAAAAUAAAUCUUGUCCUCCAAGCAUUCUGCCAGGGAUAAAUGUUGAUGAGACAGAUGCAGAAAAAGAUAUAUGGUGGGGAGUUGGUCUGGGCCUGAGCUACGCAGUUGGGUUCUCUCUUGUAAUUGGAGUGUUGUGUCUUACCACAACUUGGAGUAGAAAAUGCUUUCAGAUCAUGGACAAAAUUAUCAUCUACCUUUUUGGAAGGUUCAGAAAAUAGUUGCCUUAUAUGACUAUAGUAGAAGUCAUAUACAAUUAUGGUUGAAGUUUGUAAUGUAAUCUGCUGUAGGGUUGAGAGUUUGCAUGGAUAGCAAGGAAAGCGAAAGAAUGAAGUUAGUGGAAAAUAUAAAAGGCUGUAGGGUUGAGAGUUUGCAUGGAUAGCAAGGAAAGCGAAAGAAUGAAGUUAGUGGAAAAUAUAAAAGGCUGUAGGGUUGAGAGUUUGCAUGGAUAGCAAGGAAAGCGAAAGAAUGAAGUUAGUGGAAAAUAUAAAAGGUGAAUUACCUUGUCAUUAAAUGUAUCUAAUAUUAACUAUGGUAGUAAAUAAUGUAUUUUAUGAUGGUUAUUUUAUUCUUUUUAAGAUCAAGAAUAAUUAUUAAAUGAAUGAAAUUCAAUUAAAGGAAGAAAAAUGUAAUAAAGAUGAUGAUUUUUAUAUCUCUUAUAAUCAUGUAAUAUCGUUUCUUAUAAAUAUUAAUUUAUUUGAAAAAUAUUUAUAUUGAUACAAAUAUUAUGAAAUAAAAAUCAAUAAAUUUUACUUCAAUCUAAUUGAAUCUUAAAAUAAAUAGCAGUAUUUAAUUUUUAAUUAUGUUAAGUGGCAUUCUCUAGAAUGGCAACAACACAGAUGGAAGUGGGUUAGUAAGGUUUGAUAUCCUUGCACAUUUACAACUAAAAUGGGAGGGGAAGUGGUUAAGGAAUAUAAAAUAACAAUAGAAUUGGAAAAGAAAAUAAUAAACUACUGAAAAUAUAUCAAAUUUAAGAUAAUUUUAUUAUAUUUAUUCUCUAUACAUAUUUGUGAUACAUUUUUGUGUAUACAUAGAUUCAACAAUAUAGCUAAAGUUUUCUAAUUACUUCCAGCAAUGCAUAAACAAAUAACUAAAUACAUCUGUAAUGUUCAUUAUCCUUCAUUAGUCCCCAUAAUGAACAUUAGAUAAAAAAAUAGUCACGAUUCUAUCCUUUGAAAAAUGGUCAUGAUUCUAUUAUUUAACCCCAUAAUGAGCAUUUUGAAGAAAACCUCCAAUAUAUGUGUUGCAACAUUAUUCAAUCAUCAAUGUAUUCAAUCUGAAAUCAAGAAUGGUCAAACUAGAAUCGACCAUUGCGAUUCACUCUACUAAUGCUCACUCCAAUCAGGACCAUUUAUGGCCAUCCAUCUUGAAUUCCCAAAACAGUAGAACCUGCAAUCUCAAAAUCCUCAUCAAAUUGAAUAUCAAUAUCAUGAGACCUAUCUUACAAUCCAACCACAAAUCUAAAGUUUUAGGACCAAACAAUGUCACCAAUAAUGUCACAAAAUCAACAAAUCUGCAAAAUCAACAACAUUUUUAUGUGGAAAUUAGCCACCACUUCCCUUUGACAACGACAUUGUCUGCAAUAGUGACUUCUUUCCUUACUGUUGAAAAUUAUAAUCUCAACAAACUCAACAAGUACAAUCAGACUAAAAUCGUCCUCUGUAUGCACAAUCAAUCUCCGUAUUAAGAUAUGCAUUUAAGAAAGUUAUCUUCUUUGGAUUUGUUUUUGAUCUCCUCUAUCAUCUAUAGAUUUCAAAUAGAUUGUGGAUAACUUGAUAAAUAAUAUUUAUGCUGUGUCUGUCUUUACUGUAUGCACUUAGUUUUCUGUAUAUCCCAUGAUUAUGUAUUUUGUACUCACUCUCUUAGAGUCCAGCUCCGCAGAGCUGUUAGAAGAGUUUAGAGAAGGUUAACAAGACUAAAUGUAAGAGAGCUGCAGUUCAAUCAAUGUAUGUAAUGUUUUUCUUGCAAUAUGAUUCUAAUAGUUUAUUUUGUUCUGUUUUUCUGUACCCACUGUUUCCUAUACUCACAUGCAAUUUCAGAUUCCUCUUCAACUUUGGUCAGCGGCAAUCUCCUUGACAACGACUUGCAAUUUCAGUGAUUUAUUUAAUCUCAACGUCAUUAACAGCUUUCUUUGAGAGAAAUUUCCUUUGCUGGAAGUAAUCCCAACUACUUCUUGUAUCCUUCGUAUGUACAUUAAUAUUUGCCAGGAGUUUCUGUCAAUUCCAAAUUCUUAGUAUCUUUCAUAGGACACGUCUAUUCUGGCUUCAAAACGGCAGUACGGAUUGAUUAACAUGUGUUAGUCGCGCGUUUUACACCGUUGAUUUUGCAAUAAAUGGCUCUGAUGGACUAACACGUCGCUAUCACGCUAUACGAAAGAUCUGUUUUGGAGCAGAAUAGCUUCGGCCUCCUCCAUAUCUGCAAUCUGCAUCUCAAUAUUUAUAAUCAGUAAUGAAGACAGAUCUUUCUUGGGUUUGAAUGUAUUUUCAUUGUACUCCUUCAAUCUGUCACCUUACCAUCUGCAGGAUAUCACACGAAUUGUGGGUGGUCUGAUAUAUUAUAUUUUAUAUUUGUUCUCUCUA
Molecule: messenger RNA, 4846 nt
Organism: Cryptomeria japonica (Japanese cedar)
Lineage: Eukaryota; Viridiplantae; Streptophyta; Pinopsida; Cupressales; Cupressaceae
Product: receptor-like protein 43
Exons: 4
Coding region: 122-2488 (788 amino acids)
Molecular function (GO): protein binding
Source: RefSeq, a predicted model, not a curated record